GUUGUUUGCACGGGUGCCGCUUUUCUUGUUCCAGAAAAGCCACACCUGGGCGGGGGCUUUGCAGACCUGUGUACCUGCUGGCUCCCUUUCAAAGCAGAUGCAGUGCUCCCAUUCUGCAGGCGCCUUCUCGCAUGUCGAUCACCUCUCUCUCAAUAGUUUUGUUAUUACUGCAGCUGGGCGGCAGGGUAUAGGUCUGAGCAUGCCUGGGAAUGGAAAAAAAAGUGACAUCCUUGCUUAGCUUCCACUCCCGCGUUGUUGUUUUUCCUUGUAAUAGUUUCAAAGCACUGCGAAGAAUGGGAGUUUCUAGCUCUGUCCAAUUUACUUGGCUUGCUACAUAUUACCACCACCUCCAUCCCGCAUAUGGCGCAUUCUCUGUAGCCUGCAAACGGAGCCGGAAGUUAUGACCAUGUGGACCUCCUUUUUUCUUUUAACACCUCUUUGGGCAGCUCUAGCCUCUGUGCUUUGAGGAGGAAACUGCUUGCUGGGGUCAGACACGUGGGUGUGCCAGUAGUUCCACCGGCGCCUCUUUAGAUGUCACGAUGUCCUCCGGUAGAAGGAAAAGUAAGGGGCGGCCUCCCCCAGAGAACGUGUCCCCGCUUGCUUUGCGGGACGUAUCUCAGCCGGAUGCUUUCGCUGUGCUGAGUUUAGUUGCUGCAGAAUUCCUGGACAAAGCAGAUGACAAAGUCCCUAAAGCAUACCGAAGAUCUCUUGUGCAGCUGUCACUCAACAGUAUGAAAUUGGCGAAUAUAUGCAUAGGACGACCAGUGUUACUUACCAGUAAACAAGGAAAACAAGAGGUUGGUACUGCCUGGCCCGUUGCAGGCUUUCCUGCUGGAAAAAUUGGCUUAAGUGGAAUUACACAGAAAAAUCUGAAAGUGGUACCCGGUGAUGCAGUUACUGUCCAGCCUGUGACUGGUCCUCUAGUGCAGGCAGAAGAAGUAGGUGUAAAGUUGAGGGGUAAAGAUGCCUGUCUCAAUGCUGAAGAGUUAUCUGCCAGUCUCCUAAGGAAUUUAGAUGAAAAGGUUGUUUUACCAGGCAACUUCUUGCAAAUCACUUUCUAUGGCAGAUCCUGCAACCUGCUGGUAACAAAAGUGAAGGGGACAGAUGGGGUUCUGCUAAAAAUGCAAGAUGGCUUAAUCCUUAAGCAGGCACAGGAAUUGUCACUGGAGGAAGAGCUGGAUUUUGAUUUAGACUUAUCUGUGCAACUUGACAAACUGGUCAUAGAAGAAGACAAUCCAGAAGGAGCAUUUACCAGCACCCCAUCUAAGCAGAUGGAUCACAACGUCUCCAUUAAUACUUCCGAAGGUGCUGUGGUGUGUGAUGAACUGGCUCAGCAAAGACUCCCUGACUCAACAGAGACUCCGUUAUUCAGUGAAGUUGUCACAGCCUCCAUUCCUCAUUUUGAACCAACCAAAUUAAAAGACAGUGAGAAAUGCAUUGGAGGUGAAGGAUUGCUGCCAGCUGGGAAUGCAGGAACUCAGCUGAACACUGAUGUGUUUUAUUUCAUUGCCUCAAGAACUAGGAUCAGUUUCAUCGAAACCCGGACUAAAGUAUCAGAAGAAUGCAAUCGUGAACCAAAGGUUACUUAUGAUUCAAUAGGUGGACUCAGUAACCAGCUAAAAACCAUAAGAGAAAUGAUUGAACUUCCUCUGAAGCAGCCUGACCUGUUUAGAAGUUAUGGAAUCCCACCUCCUAGGGGGGUGCUACUCUACGGCCCUCCAGGUACAGGGAAAACCCUGAUUGCAAGAGCGGUUGCAAAUGAGGUUGGAGCUCAUAUUUCCACAAUCAAUGGUCCUGAAAUAAUAAGCAAGUUUUAUGGAGAGAGCGAAGCCAGGUUACGACAUAUAUUUGCAGAAGCCUCUCUGCGACAACCAUCCUUAAUAUUUAUUGAUGAGAUUGAUGCACUCUGUCCAAAGAGAGAAGGGGCACAGAAUGAAGUUGAGAAACGAAUUGUCGCCUCACUCUUAACAUUGAUGGAUGGCAUUGGAUCGGAGGAUAAUGGACAGCUCUUGGUACUUGGAGCCACAAAUCAUCCCCAUGCACUAGACCCAGCCUUACGCCGACCUGGCCGCUUUGAUAAGGAGAUAGAAAUUGGUGUUCCCAAUGCUCAAGACCGGCUAGAAAUUCUCAGUAAGCUUCUUAAGAGAGUCCCUCAUUCGUUGACAGCAACCGAGUUGAUUCAGUUGGCUGACAGUGCUCACGGAUACGUAGGAGCAGAUAUAGCGGCAUUGUGCAAUGAAGCCGGUUUGUAUGCUAUGCGGAGAGUACUGGGGGAGAACACUAACCUCUUAGAUGAUGCUUUGUCUGGAUCUGUGAUUAUCACUCGUAGUGAUUUCUUACAAGCUAUGAAUGAUGUUAGGCCCAGUGCCAUGAGGGAGGUGGCUAUUGAUGUACCAAAAGUAUCCUGGUCAGACAUAGGAGGACUGGAAGAUGUCAAAUUGAAAUUGAAACAAGCAGUUGAGUGGCCACUGAAACAUCCUGAAUCUUUCAUUCGCAUGGGUAUUCAGCCCCCCAAAGGAGUGCUACUUUAUGGACCUCCAGGAUGCUCAAAAACAAUGAUAGCAAAAGCUUUGGCCCAUGAAAGUGGGCUGAACUUCUUGGCAGUGAAGGGACCUGAAUUAAUGAACAAAUAUGUUGGAGAAUCGGAACGUGCAGUCAGAGAGAUCUUUAGGAAAGCCAGAACUGUUUCGCCUUCCAUAUUGUUCUUCGAUGAAAUUGAUGCUCUGGCAGUAGAACGAGGAAGCUCUUCAAGUUCUGGGAAUGUGGCAGACCGUGUCUUGGCACAGCUGCUGACAGAAAUGGAUGGGAUAGAACAACUAAAGGAUGUGACAAUUUUGGCAGCUACCAACCGACCGGAUAUGAUAGAUAAGGCUUUGAUGCGCCCUGGUCGAAUUGAUAGAAUAAUAUAUGUGCCUCUGCCUGAUGCAGCCACUCGUCGAGAAAUCUUUAAGCUUCAGUUUCGCACCAUGCCCAUCUCUGAUGAGGUCCACUUAGAUGAGCUUGUCCAGCGAACACAGAAGUAUUCAGGAGCAGAGGUCUUUGCUUCAUCACAAGGAUCAGGAUGCAGAGAGUCUCUGUGAACAGCCAAAGGUUUCUGCUCAUUCUCUCAGGAUAUUCCUUGAUUUCCUUUUCCUGUAUAGGACUGAAUCUGAAUUAUUUCAGAUUUCUUCCUUUUCUUUUCUUUUAAGUUAUUAUGUGACUCUUUGGACCCCCAGUGGUGAUUUCUAAGCUACUUUUCCAUUAAGAUGUUUAAAUGCCACCUUUAUUUACACUUUUGUUUUCUGUAGCUGAUGCAAUAUAUCUGUUUUCCCCCUAUGAUAAUAGCUUGAGUUACUAAUUUAAAAUUAGCAGAAAAACAAAUAAGCAUGUUAAGAAAUACUGGUUCAAGUUCUUUAGGCUUCACUUAACUUCUUCUACUAAUCCUUAUAUCCUAGUUUUUUUUAACUUUAAUUUGUACAGAAAUAGUCUCAACAAACUGAUAUGGUUGUUUAUUUUAUAAAGU
Molecule: messenger RNA, 3502 nt
Organism: Hemicordylus capensis (graceful crag lizard)
Lineage: Eukaryota; Metazoa; Chordata; Lepidosauria; Squamata; Cordylidae
Gene: AFG2A
Product: spermatogenesis associated 5
Exons: 16
Coding region: 540-3080 (846 amino acids)
Cellular component (GO): cytoplasm
Molecular function (GO): ATP binding; ATP hydrolysis activity
Source: RefSeq, a predicted model, not a curated record